AUGGGAAAAUCGAACUCUAAAUCCACUUUUGAAUCCAAAAAUUCAUUACUGGUGCAUUCUUUGCUUACAAAUCAGACAAAAAUUUCGGACCUAUGGGAAUUAGAUUCUUUGGGAAUUAAGGACCCAAGUGAAAAGAAAACGAAACUUGAGUUGCAAGGUCUUACUUUAAAACAUUUUGAGAAUACGGUCUCGCAAAAUGAAGAUGGUAGAUAUUAUGUAUACAUUCCUUGGAUCGAUGGACAUGAUAAACUUAGUGAUAAUUUUCAACUAGCCGAAAGAAGGUUGAAAAAUACUGUAAGAUCUCUAAAAGGUAAUGGUAGACUAUUAGAUUAUGAGCAAGUGUUUUUUGAAUGGGAAAAUGAGGGGAUUAUUGAAAGGGUUAAUGAAAAUGAUCAUGACAAAAAUAAGAAAAUUCAUUACCUACCACACAGACCUGUGUUCAAAGAAAACUCGACAACCAAAAUCCGCCCUGUAUUUGAUGGGUCCGCUCGUCAUGGACACUUUUGUUCUCUGAACUCUUGCAUUGAACCAGGACCUAAUUUAAUUGAAAUAAUACCUGCAAUCUUGAAUAGGUUUCGUUUAAGAAAGAUAGGAGUAAUAUCGGAUAUUCGUAAAGCAUUCUUGCAAAUCGCUUUACACGAAAACGAUAGGAACUUUCUACGUUUUUUGUGGUGGGAAGGUGGCGAUCAUGAAAAGGUUAUUAUUUAUAGACAUUGUCGAGUAGUCUUUGGAGUAUCAUGCAGUCCCUUCCUGCUAGCUGCAGUAUUAAAUUUUCAUCUAAAACGGGCACCUGAGCAUUUGAAAGCUGCAGCUGAAAAGCUACUAGACUCUAUGUACGUUGACAAUUGCGUAACGAGUGUGGAAACAUUCGAAGAAUACUUGUCUUUUCAACGAGACUCUAGAGAAUUGUUGGCAUUAGGAAAUUUCGACUUACGUGGUUGGAGACAUAGUAACAUGCAUUCACCUAUUUUGGAGGAAAGCAUUGAUCAACAUGAUCUCUAUUCGCCCGAGGUACAAGUUCUUGGUCUUUUGUGGAAUGUGGAAAGAGAUACUUUGUCCAUCUCUUUCAAAGAGCCCGUUCUUGAAGAAGGACCCGUUUCGAAAAGAAAAAUACUUUCCAUUACUCAUCGAAUUUUUGACCCAAUUGGAGUCACCUGCCCUGUCACUCUAAUUCCCAAACUGAUUCUGCAAGAGUGCUGGAAGAUGGAAGCGUCUUGGGAUUCUCCAUUGCCUGAAGACAUCGAGAAAAAAUUUGAAAUUUGGCAGCGUCAACUUAAAGACUUGAAAGAAUUAGAAAUUUCACGGAGGCUGUCACACCUCGAUCUUAAAGACGCCAGCUUGUCACUAGAGGUAUUUUGCGACGCUUCAAAAUUGGCUUACGCUACGUGCGCAUUUCUUCGAGUUGAGAAAGAUGGCAAGGUGACCUGCCAAUUAAUCCAAGCACGAUCAAAGGUUGCUCCUUUGAAAGGUAUUUCUAUCCCAAGAUUGGAACUUUUAUCUUGCAUGAUCGGAGCAAGGUUAGCUGAUGCGAUAAAGAGAGAUUUGCAUUUGGAAGAUAUUGAAAGCACUUUCUGGUCUGAUUCAAUGGAUGUUCUACAUUGGAUAAAAAGAGAAGGCCCAUGGGCUACCUUUGUUGCUAAUAGAGUGGAGGAGAUAAGAAAACUAUCUUCUGUGGAAAAUUGGAGACAUGUACCUGGUAUUUCUAACCCAGCUGAUCUCCCAUCGAGAGGAUGUACAGUGAGGACCCUCAUCAAAAGUCAUUGGUGGGAAGGACCUGAUUGGAUCAAAAGGUCGAAAGAAGAUUGGCCAAAAUCUGCUCAUUUUCCAAAUAUGGAAGUGGUUAAUUCAGAAAAGAAGACUAUUGUAACCGCUUCUGUUUUACAACUUGAGGAAAAGUAUUAUCAUCGAUUUUCAUCGUAUGUUAAAAUUGUCCGAAUUACAGCUUGGCUUUUAAGGUUUCUUAAGAAUCUGAAGAAUGGGAGAAAUCGAAGAACAGUAGGUCCAUUGAAUUAUGAUGAAAUCAAGAAGGCUGAACGUAUUUUGCUGAAACAAGUGCAGUUAGAAGCCUUUUAUGAUGAGAACGACAAAAGGUUAAAAUCUUUACAAGUUAUCAAAGACUCUGAGGGAAUUCUAAGAGUGAAAACCAGAAUAUUUUUUAGGGAAGACCAUAGAGAUUUUCGUCUACCCAUAAUUCUUCCUUCCGAUCAUCCUGUUGUCAUGACUCUCAUAAUGUAUGAACACGAACAUCAUGGACAUUCUGGAGUUCAAAUGCUUAUAUUUGAUGCAAAACCGGUUUUUGUUCAAGAGGGCCUAUUGCCUCAAGACCGUGUGAGAGAUGCUGAAACUUUCGAAAUCGUAGGAUUAGAUCUAGCUGGACCUGUCAUCUUUAAAGAAGAAAGAAAGGCUUGGAUUUUGAUCCUAACUUGCGCGGUUUACCGUGCAGUCCACCUCGAACUUUUAACUUCAGUAUCAACUGAAAAUUUCCUACUAGGUUUGAGGAGAUUUAUUGCACGAAGAGGUCGACCAUCUGUCAUCGAUUCAGAUAAUGGUACAAAUUUGAAAAGUGCUCAUCGUCUACUGAAGGAAGUUGAUUUCGAAAAACUGAAGAAUAUUGAAGAACUAAGUCCUAUUUCUUGGACUUUUAUACCUCCAAAUGCCCCCUGGUGGGGAGGAUUUUGGGAGAGACUUAUCGGCCUUAUGAAGCGGAUUUUAAGAAGAACUUUAAGAAAGACAUCUUUAAAUCAUGAAGAAAUGAACACAGUUCUUUGUGACUGUGAAAGAGUAAUGAAUUCAAAACCACUUACUUAUGUUUCGGAAGAUGCCGAAGAUUUGGAACCCCUUACUCCAGCAAUGUUCCUGCACAAUAUUAGAGAAACCGGUGUGCCUGAUUUAGACCUAAUUGAAGAAACUAAGUUUAAUAAAAGAUUGGCUUACCGAAACAGAAUCCAAAAGGAUCUAAGGAAACGUUUUCGAUCGGAAUACUUGGGACAAUUGCGAGAAAUACAAAAGGUAAAAAGAGAAACUGCUUUAUGUAUUGGAGACAUCGUUUUGGUUGAAGAUAAUACCAAAAGAUUGAACUGGAAUUUGGGGAGGAUUUUGAAACUGUUUCAAGGAAAAGACAAUAGAGCUAGAGUAGCUCUAGUUAAAACCAAGUUUGGUUCUUUUCUGCGUCCUGUGCAGAAAUUAUAUCCACUUGAAGUGAGCGAAAAUGAUAAACCUGUUGAACACAAUACUAAUUCUCUUCUAAUUUCAGGUGCUAAUAGACGAGAGACUUUUCCCAUCUCUUUAGAUAGGAAGACUUCCCUGAUAGAGCCCCCUGAUGGUCUUCCACUUCCUUCUGAAGAAUCUGACUGUGGAACCGACAUGGAGCCGACGAUGGAUUCUUCGCCUCUCCUUCCGAAUGAAACUUCUCAUCCUGUCUUACCUGACGGAACUGAAAAAUUGGAACCAAGGCGAUCCCGUUAUGGACGAUUGCUGAGACCUGUCCAAAGACUAUGA
This is a messenger RNA of Argiope bruennichi, 3498 nucleotides long. RefSeq lists its product as uncharacterized. Gene Ontology annotation, biological process: DNA integration. Gene Ontology annotation, molecular function: nucleic acid binding. Lineage: Eukaryota; Metazoa; Arthropoda; Arachnida; Araneae; Araneidae. The record is from RefSeq and is a predicted model, not a curated record. The transcript has 2 exons. The coding region runs from base 1 to 3498 and encodes 1165 amino acids.